Molecule: messenger RNA, 1168 nt
Organism: Tachyglossus aculeatus (Australian echidna)
Lineage: Eukaryota; Metazoa; Chordata; Mammalia; Monotremata; Tachyglossidae
Gene: TNNI1
Product: troponin I1, slow skeletal type
Exons: 7
Coding region: 65-631 (188 amino acids)
Biological process (GO): muscle contraction
Cellular component (GO): troponin complex
Source: RefSeq, a predicted model, not a curated record
UCAGUGAAUUCUUUUUCAUCCUCAUUCUUUUGUUCUUCUCUUCUCUCUCUUUUUCCUUCUCCGAAUGGAUCUCCAAAGGGAGAGGAAAUCCAAGAUUACGGCUUCACGCAAGCUCCUGCUAAAGAGCUUGAUGCUGGCCAAAGCUAAGGAGUGCUGGGAACAAGAGCGCUUGGAGAAGGAAGCUGAGAAGGAGCGCUACCUCGCCGAGCGGAUCCCAACCCUUCAGACCAGGGGGCUGUCCCUCAGUGCCCUCCAGGACUUGUGCCGGGAACUGCACGAGAAGGUGGAAGUGGUGGACGAAGAGAGGUAUGACAUCGAGGCCAAGUGUGUCCACAACACCCGAGAGAUCAAAGAUCUGAAGCUGAAGGUGAUGGACCUGCGGGGGAAGUUCAAGCGCCCCCCUCUACGCCGGGUUCGGGUCUCGGCUGAUGCCAUGCUCCGGGCCCUGCUUGGCUCCAAGCACAAGGUGUCCAUGGACCUGAGAGCCAACCUCAAGUCGGUCAAGAAGGAGGAUUCGGAGAAGGAGCGCCCGGUGGAGGUGGGUGACUGGCGGAAGAAUGUUGAGGCCAUGUCUGGCAUGGAGGGACGGAAGAAGAUGUUUGAUGCUGCCAAGUCUCCAACUACCCAAUGAAAGGUGGGUUUUCCUGACUGAACUGUAGCAACAGCCCUUGCCCACUGACCCUGCCUGCACUCACGCCCCUCCUCCCGGCCCCCACCGAGAGCAGUCCUUCAAAUGCUUCUGCCGGAUCUCGUGUCCUGGGCCUCCUGGGUCUAGCCUCACGGCCAUCGCCAGAUACUACGACCCUGGGCUGCAGCCCCCAGUGAAGCCGGCCAGGGAAGCGGACUUGGAGCACCCAGUGUGGGAGGAACCUAGGCUGAGGCCCUACCUGAGGCUGCAGCUCGACCCCAGGCUACGGGCUUGACCUGAGGUUUCAUCUCAGCCCCUGCCAAGCCAGGAAGGUCCCAGAGCUCAUUCUUCCCCGUGGCAUCCCUGCCAUUCUCUCCCCAACUCACCCUGCCCACCUGCCCACAGGGGGCUUCCCCGCAUCUCUGCCAGGCUGGUGCCAGGCUGGCAACCUCCCCCCCCAAACCCCUCCCAACCCUCUCACCCUCUUCUCUGUUCUUGUCUCACCCUUUCCCUUCCAUCCACUUUUCAGGUGUGACUCCU